AUGGGGCCCUGGGGAGAACCGGAGCUCCUGGUGUGGCGCCCAGAGGCGGUCGCCUCGGACCCCCCGCUGCCCGUGGGGCUGGAGGUGAAGCUGGGGGCCCUGGUGCUCCUGCUGGUGCUCACGCUCGUCUGCAGUCUGGUGCCCAUCUGUGUGCUGCGCCGGCCCGGAGCGAGCCCCGAAGCCUCGGCCUUUCGCCAGAAAGCCCUGAGCCUGGUGAGCUGCUUUGCCGGGGGUGUGUUUCUGGCCACCUGUCUCCUGGACCUGCUGCCUGACUACCUGUCUGCCAUAGACGAGGCCCUGGCAGCCCUGCACGUGACGCUUCAGUUUCCCCUACAAGAGUUUAUCCUGGCCAUGGGCUUCUUCCUGGUCCUGGUGAUGGAGCAGAUCACGCUGGCGUACAGGGAGCAGUCGGUGCCACCGCCUCGAGAGGAGACGAGAGCGCUGCUGGGAACAAUGAAUGGUGGGCCGCAGCACUGGCACGACGGCCAAGGCUUCCCACAGGCCAGCGGAGCUCUGGCAGCUCCCUCAGCCCUGCGUGCCUGUGUGCUGGUCUUCUCCCUGGCUCUGCACUCGGUGUUCGAGGGGCUGGCAGUGGGACUGCAGCGAGACCGGGCUCGGGCCAUGGAGCUGUGCCUGGCUCUGCUGCUCCACAAGGGUAUUCUGGCCGUCAGCUUGUCCCUGAGGCUGCUGCAGAGCCACCUGCGAGCAAAGGUGGUGGCUGGCUGUGGCAUUCUCUUCUCAUGCAUGACACCUCUGGGCAUCGGGCUGGGUGCGGCUCUGGCACAGUCAGCUGGCCCACUGCACCAGCUGGCCCAGUCUGUGCUGGAGGGCAUGGCAGCCGGCACCUUUCUCUAUAUCACUUUCUUGGAAAUCCUGCCCCAGGAGCUGGCCACUUCCGACCAGAGGAUCCUCAAGGUCAUUCUGCUCCUAUCAGGCUUUGCCCUACUGACUGGCCUACUCUUCAUCCAAGUCUAG
Molecule: messenger RNA, 975 nt
Organism: Pipistrellus nathusii (Nathusius's pipistrelle)
Lineage: Eukaryota; Metazoa; Chordata; Mammalia; Chiroptera; Vespertilionidae
Source: the annotation of a GenBank genome assembly